AUGGGGAAGUCUCGUGUGGCACCAUUAAAGCAGAUCACCAUUCCACGUAUGGAGUUGGCUGCAGCCGUUGUGGCUGUAAACAUUGACAAGAUGUUAAAAGAGGAACUGGAAGUGAAACUGCUCGAGUCCACAUUUUGGACUGACAGUACAACAGUUUUGAGAUACAUUGAAAAUGAAAAACUUCGGUUUAAAACAUUUGUUGCCAAUAGGAUUGCCAUUAUAAGAGAGUCAACCAAACCACAACAAUGGAGGUAUGUCAACACCUCAAAAAACCCAGCGGAUUGUGCAUCCAGGGGACUCACCUGUGAAAGGUUCAUGAAAAACAUAAGUUGGAUUCAUGGUCCCUCCUUUCUCAAAGAACCAGAGAACAUGUGGCCUGAAAAAAUUCUUGUCAAGUCCAUACAGGCAGACGAUGAAGAAGUCAAACAAUCAGCUUCAGUGAAUCUUGUGUGCACAUCAGAAGGCAUGGACACUGUGAUCAGGUUAAUUAACCAUUACUCUGACUGGUACAGAUUGAAAAGAGCCGUGGCAUGGAUCCUGUGUCUCAAAGACAUGCUUAUACAGAAGUGUAAAACGAAGAACACAACGACCAUUCAAGCAGCUCUAACUAUGCAAGACUUAACAAGGGCUGAAAAUGAGAUCAUCAAGGUCACUCAAGGUCAAAUAUUCAAAGAUGAAAUCUCCAUGUUGCAAAAAGAAGAGGUCAAGUGUCAAUCAUGA
Messenger RNA from Triplophysa rosa, 720 nucleotides. RefSeq lists its product as uncharacterized. The coding region runs from base 1 to 720 and encodes 239 amino acids. The transcript has 2 exons. The record is from RefSeq and is a predicted model, not a curated record. Lineage: Eukaryota; Metazoa; Chordata; Actinopteri; Cypriniformes; Nemacheilidae.